AGAUAGGCACAGAGCUUCCCCGCAGCCUGUGUGAGUCUGUCUCUCUAAACCGUUGACCUUACAAAUGAGGCACGCUGCAUCAUUGUGCGAAUUGGUGUUUCUGGGCGGUGCAAAGUGGAGUGGAGCACAUCAGAGUGCAGGAUAUCUUAGCAGAGCAGAGCACAGAGAGGCAGGCACAUCCGCCGCCGUUGCUGCUGCAGGGAUCAAAUCUGUACCAUCUGACGCUCAAGGAUUUAUGGGUUUAGUCAAAAUUGCUUUUCCCACUGUGGAGAUUAAGCACCGUAGGAUGUUUUCCACUCAGGCCGUAGAAUAGUGCAGCUGCUGUUGCUAUUGCUGCUUGUUUUUCUUCUCUCUUAUCGGCUCCGAAGCUGGAGAGGGGAAUGUCUCAGGAUGGCAGAGUGAUCCAAACCCUGCAGGGGAGACGAUUCUGACUGACAGAAGAGGUCCGUCCUCUGGGGAAUGUGAACCAUGCAGGUGGAUACUGUACUUGUGCUCUUCUGCAUUUGGCUCACGGGUGCAGCUGGGAAGAUGGUCCAGUCAAGGGGUCACAAGCUGGAGACCUACAAACAGAGCAGGUCGCGGAGAGAAACCAAAAUGGAUGGUGGUGGAGGUCACAAACCUGGAGGCCCAAUCUACAAACGUAGUCCGGACAUGACGAAAUCUCCUAUGACAAAAUCUGAGCAACUCCUGAGAAUAGACGACCACGAUUUCACCAUGAGGCCAGCAUUUGGAGGUCCUCCCAUUCCUGUGGGAGUAGAUGUUCAGGUCGAAAGUCUGGACACUAUCUCUGAGGUGGAUAUGGACUUCACCAUGACACUGUACCUGCGUCACUACUGGAAGGACGAGAGGCUGUCAUUUCCGAGCACCAACAACCAGAGCAUGACUUUCGACAGUCGCCUGGUGAAGAAGAUUUGGGUCCCCGACAUGUUCUUUGUCCACUCUAAGCGCUCUUUUAUCCAUGACACCACGACUGAUAACGUCAUGCUGAGGGUGUACCCCGACGGCAACGUCCUCUACAGUCUCAGAGUUACCGUUACUGCCAUGUGCAACAUGGACCUCAGCCGCUUUCCCCUGGACACCCAAACCUGCUCGCUGGAGAUUGAGAGCUAUGCAUACACAGAUGACGACCUGAUGUUGUACUGGAAGAAAGGCAAUGAAUCCCUCAACACCGACGACAGAAUAUCUCUGUCCCAGUUCCUCAUCCAGAAAUUUCACACCACCACCAAGCUGGCUUUCUAUAGCAGCACAGGCUGGUACAACCGUUUGUACAUCCACUUCACCCUUCGGCGCCACAUCUUCUUCUUCCUGCUGCAGACUUACUUCCCUGCUACUCUGAUGGUCAUGCUGUCCUGGGUGUCCUUCUGGAUAGACCGCAGAGCCGUCCCUGCCAGGGUGCCCCUAGGCAUCACCACAGUGCUGACGAUGUCAACAAUCAUCACCGGGGUGAACGCCUCCAUGCCCCGGGUAUCCUACAUCAAAGCAGUAGACAUUUACCUCUGGGUCAGUUUUGUAUUUGUCUUCCUGUCUGUGAUAGAGUAUGCGGCAGUCAACUACCUCUCCACAGUGCAGGAGAGGAAGGAGAGGAAACUGAGGGAGAGACUGCCAUGUACUUGUGGCAUUGGAAACCCAGACGAGAUGAUGAUAGACCCCCAGAUCACUGGCUACGGGUCACUGGAUAUGAACACAACAGGGAAUUAUGGGAUGCCAGAGAAUGGCGGGCGCCAGGAGCCGAGAAUGUUGGCCCAAGUGGCACUCACUGACCCGCAGAUCACGGGCCAGGUGAAACCAACAAGAGGCUACGUGAACAUUUGGAUAGACACCCACGCCAUAGACAAGUACUCAAGGGUUAUGUUUCCUGGAGCCUACAUCCUCUUUAACAUCAUCUACUGGUCCAUCUACUUGUAACGCAAGAGAGACGUCCAUGAUAAGACUUUUAAGAGCUUGGUUUGAUUGUGCUUGAUGCUUUUCAGACAGAUUGCUCAUACAAUGCAUGGGGACCACUAACAGAUUGGGUACCAUUGCCUUCUUGACCCAGCCACUUAAAACUGAAGAAUUUAGAGAUGAGCUAUGAACAGGAUUUUCGCUUAUUUUGUCACACUCGGACCUGUGUUUCAUACUGGAAUAAUGGUGCUGUGGAUGCACAUUUGGAUGUCGACUGCUUAGAAGAACUGUACAGAUGGAUGCACAAACACAGACCUUUGUAUUUUUGCAGUUGAAGCAUCAUUUCAGGUUUUGUUGAACUAAAAUGGGAUUUCUUACAUUGCAUGUUCCUGGAUUGUUUCCCUUCUUGACAAUCAGAGACAAACUGAGAGUAUUUCAUUGAAUAGUUCAGCUUAUUAGUUUUCUUGUGGAAUUUUAUAUGAUAAGAUUGAUAUAAUUGUCAUGUCAGUAUUUGAAGGUACAGACAGCUGAUUAGCUUAAAUACUGUAAAAAGUGGGAAACAGCUAGCCUGGCUCUGUCUUGAGGUAGAAAAUCAAUCAGCCAGCAUUUAUAAAACUUAACCUCAGACAAUGUUUGCUAGCCAUUUCUCCUUUUCUCCAGUAUUUUAUGCUAAGCUAGGCUAAUCACCCCAUAACUGCGGCUUCAUAUUUAGCUGACUUUAUGAAAGUGAAAGUGUUACCUUGUUAGGAAAUCACUUAAAAGUGAGUUCCCUGAAACCUGGUACUAAUUCUUCAAACACUUGACUGUUUUUAUUAUUGAAGUAUGCUUUUGCUUUUGCAACACGUUCUAUGAUUCAGUGGGUUUCAUUUUAUUGUGGUUUUGUAGCAUUUAAUUCAAUGUGCUGUCAAACUACUGUGAUUUGAAAGGUUGGAUUUAUUUGAAGCAAAUUAACGCAGUCCAUUAAAAUAUCAAAAAAUGUUAAAACAUGUUUUGGAAAUCUGACACACAAAUGAUGGUGUUACUUUUCCAAAUGUCCUAAUUUCUUCUCUUUUUUAAACACAAAUGAAGCUCAUGUCCUCUGUUUGGUGUCGUGAGGCUUUGAGGUUCUGACCUGUUAGUUGCUAGUUUUGUCUUUUUCAACUUAAAACAACUUUAUACUUUGUAAGAUAAAGAUAUGUUCAAAAAAAAAUAUCUUGUUGGUCUAUGACAUUAUGAAGACCAAACGAAAAAGAUAUUAAACUCUGGAAAAUGUUACAUUUAUUUUUGCCUUUUUUUUUUUUUCUGGAAAUACGAAAGUCAUUUUUACAGAGCGUAGGUGCUGAGCGAAACAGACACAUUAAUGUACAUCAUCUCUUUUAUGCAAUAAACAUUGCUUUUACAAAUGG
Notolabrus celidotus (New Zealand spotty) is the source of this 3266-nucleotide messenger RNA. Its product is annotated as gamma-aminobutyric acid receptor subunit rho-1. The coding region runs from base 469 to 1905 and encodes 478 amino acids. Lineage: Eukaryota; Metazoa; Chordata; Actinopteri; Labriformes; Labridae. Gene Ontology annotation, biological process: chemical synaptic transmission; nervous system process; regulation of membrane potential. The record is from RefSeq and is a predicted model, not a curated record. Gene Ontology annotation, molecular function: GABA-A receptor activity; extracellular ligand-gated monoatomic ion channel activity; neurotransmitter receptor activity. Gene Ontology annotation, cellular component: synapse; membrane; GABA-A receptor complex. The transcript is spliced from 10 exons.